This is a messenger RNA of Protobothrops mucrosquamatus (brown spotted pit viper), 660 nucleotides long. RefSeq names its product chromosome unknown C10orf143 homolog (gene CUNH10orf143). The record is from RefSeq and is a predicted model, not a curated record. The coding region runs from base 51 to 377 and encodes 108 amino acids. The transcript has 5 exons. Lineage: Eukaryota; Metazoa; Chordata; Lepidosauria; Squamata; Viperidae.
AGCGAGCUUAGCGCGGACAGAGGUGAACUGGCUGCCUGGGCCGGGCCUCCAUGAACUUGCUGGGGGAGCGGCGGCGAGGCUGGCCGGAGGAGCUCAGCGCCCCUCAACCCGAGCGCAAACGAGUGUGCAAAAACUUGGAGACUGUUCCACAGGCAAUCAAUCCCUGCCACCCAUUAAGCAACUGUUUUAUGGAUUACUGGGCUGUGAAGCAGAAUUUGAAGGAGAAUGAUCUCACUGAAUUGUUCAGUCCUCAGAUUAUGAAGGAAAAACCAAGUUAUACGAUAUUUACGAAUAAUGACGCCAAAGCCACUGCCCAGCCGUGUCCAAGAUGUAUUGCUGGCGAAUCUGGACAUUUUGGCCAUAUGAUGGGCUUAUAGAAGAUCAUUGAUACAACAGUCCUCAAACUCAUAAUGCUAUCAAGAAAGCAGUUUCCAAAUCAGCAGCUUGAAGAGACCUAAGACUGCAUUCUGAUGGACACUUAUCUGUGAAAGAGUCUCAGUGAACAAGUGUCAGGGUUCGUCUUCUCUAUGUAAUACUUUACCUUCAAAGGUGAGGAUGGCCUUCACACUUACAACCUUCCAGGAAGUUAGAAAGGCUGUUUUUCAUUUGGGGUGAUUGAUUCCAAAGCUGCUAAUUUAGUUUUAUCAUACAAUAUUUGUU